This is a messenger RNA of Erigeron canadensis, 2196 nucleotides long. RefSeq names its product beclin-1-like protein. Gene Ontology annotation, biological process: cellular response to nitrogen starvation; late endosome to vacuole transport; autophagosome assembly. The record is from RefSeq and is a predicted model, not a curated record. NCBI's taxonomy places the organism in Eukaryota, Viridiplantae, Streptophyta, Magnoliopsida, Asterales, Asteraceae. Bases 388 to 1962 code for a protein of 524 amino acids. Gene Ontology annotation, cellular component: phagophore assembly site; phosphatidylinositol 3-kinase complex, class III, type II; phosphatidylinositol 3-kinase complex, class III, type I. The transcript has 11 exons.
CAAUUACUUGGUCGGAAGGAAUACAGUUUAAUUAUCCUAUUUCUCGUCCAAUACUCAACCUCCAAAAUUGCAUAAAUACAUACAGAAUAUAGAUACAGAAUUAAUAAGCAAAUAUAACCCUAAGAUCUUUACACUUUUUGUUAACUCUUGAUCAUCAUCAUCAAGGUGAAAUUGCAACCUUAUUUUUGACUACAUAUUCCAUUUUGUCGUUUAUUGUUUGAUCAUAAGUCAAUCCGACUCUGGAGCUCCUAAAACUCUGAAGAGUAUCUGUAAAUACUUUAAAGACGAAGAAGUAGGUAGUUUAAGUGACAAGCGGUCUUAAUUCAGAUAAAAUCUCUCAACUCCUUGACAAAACACGAGCACAUAUGCAAUCAGAAGAAAUUUGAUAUGAAGAACAACAACAAUAUGGUGGCAGAUAAGACUCGAGCCCUGCCAGUUGACCCGAAUCUUCCACGGUGGGUCUGCCAGAAUUGCCGUAACAGUCUCUCCAUCACCGGUGUUGAUGAUAAAUUUUUCAAUGACUCCACGUACCGAUCUGGGAUGCAGGGUUCUUCAAUGCAUGGGGCAGGCAGUGUGUUAGGAACUCGCAUGGACCAGUCAUUCGUUGUAUUGCCAAAACAAAGGAACCAUUCAUCUGGUGGUCCUCCUCGACCACGUGUUAAUCCUGAUGCAAGUCAGUCUGGAAAGGCUAUGGAAGAAUCAUUUGUAGUAUUGCCUCCACCUGCUGCUUCUGUGUACAAGUCUGACCCUACAGCAGAUGGAAGUGGGACCCAUGUACCAUCACAUGAGGGUGGAUCUAAUACUGCUCCGCCACAUUCAAAUCAUUCAGGGUUUCACUCUACAAUUACUGUCUUAAAGCGUGCAUUCGAGAUUGCCACAACCCAAACGCAGGUUGAGCAACCAUUAUGCCUGGAGUGCAUGAGGGUGUUAUCUGAUAAGCUUGAUAAGGAGGUUGAAGAUGUGAAUAGCGACAUUAAGGCAUAUGAAGCUUGCCUUCAGCGCUUGGAGGGAGAGCCACGAAAUGUGCUUAGCGAGGCUGACUUUUUGAGGGAAAAGCUAAAGAUUGAAGAAGAAGAACGUAAACUUGAAGCAGCAAUCCAAGAAACUGAAAAACAGUGCAGUGUAGUUACCGGCGAAUUGAAGGAACUUGAGCUUAAAUCGAAUCGUUUUAAGGAGUUGGAGGAACGGUAUUGGCACGAGUUCAAUAAUUUCCAGUUUCAGUUAAUAUCCCAUCAGGAAGAGAGAGACGCAAUAUUGGCCAAAAUCGAAGUUUCACAAGCGCAUUUGGAACUCCUGAAGAGAACGAAUGUUCUCAAUGAUGCAUUCCCGAUUGGGUAUGAUGGGGAAUUCGGAACAAUCAACAAUUUCAGAUUGGGAAGGCUCCCUAAUAUUCAGGUUGAAUGGGAUGAGAUAAAUGCUGCAUGGGGUCAAGCUUGCCUUCUGCUUCAGACAAUGGCUCAAUAUUUCAGACCAAAGUUUCAAUGCCGAAUAAAAAUUCUUCCUAUGGGAAGUUAUCCUAAAAUAAUGGACAGCAGUAACAAUACCUAUGAGUUGUUUGGUCCAGUGAAUUUGUUUUGGAGCACCCGGUAUGACAAGGCAAUGGCAUUGUUCUUGACAUGUCUGAAGGACUUCGCGGAAUUUGCAAAUUCCAAGGAUAAAGAAAACAAUAUACCACCUGAAAAGUGUUUCAAGCUUCCGUACAAGAUCGUUGACCACCAUGUGGAAAGCUAUUCUAUCACACAGAGCUUUAACAAACAGGAAAACUGGACCAAAGCUCUCAAGUAUACCCUUUGCAAUUUGAAGUGGGCACUUUACUGGUUUGUUGGUAACACCAAUUUCCAGCCGCUGGCUGCAACUGUCGCCUCACAUUCUGCUGAUGCCCCUGCUUCGUCUGCUUCCCUGUACAGAAAGCGUGCAUCCGAUCCUAAGUUCCAGCAGUCCCAACUCCGCCCAAAAUCAUAGAGUAUUUGUCGAUAUAGCAUUUGUAAAAAUCAUAGAAUCUGAAAAGAAUGAAGUAUUUGACAGAUAUGUAUAGCGAGUUCAACAAUUGCACUGGGAAAUGACGAGAUUUGGGAAUUCUUGUGGCUUUGUAUUCUGUUAUCUAUGUCAGCAUGUCUCAGUUAUAGACUUCUUGUUCAGCACAUCUCUUCUUCAUUACAUAUGAUCAAAUAAAGAGUGAUGGAUUUAACUUGGUUA